AUGUUGUCGUGCGAAAAAUGGUUGGCAUCUCCGUGUAGCUUAUUAUUUAUUGUCCACCGAUAUGGAGAAAUUCUGCGAGGUCCUGAAAGAAAAGAAUUCGCUGCGAAAAACCUCUUGACACGCAACCUCAUUGGGCGGAAGGAAGUUUCAAAGGGAUUACAGAAAGACUAUAAAAUUAAUAGAUCGGAACGCCAACUUUACGACUAUCGACAUCUCCUUAAGCGCCGACAGUGCCUUUUGAUGAUAAAUUGGGAAUCAGCACGUAACGUUUUAUGCUGUACUGUCCUUUAUAAGGAUUCGAUAAAGGAAAAAGGUUAA
Messenger RNA from Acanthoscelides obtectus, 318 nucleotides. The record is from the annotation of a GenBank genome assembly. NCBI's taxonomy places the organism in Eukaryota, Metazoa, Arthropoda, Insecta, Coleoptera, Chrysomelidae.